GAUGCAUACCCACACCCACACCCUUACCCACACCCACGCCCUCACCCACACCCACACCCUCACUCACACCCACAUCCACACCCCACACCCUCACCCACACCCCAUAUCCACACCCAUACUCCACCCACACCCUUUUUAUGCUGUAUGUUGUGAUUUAUUUUGUUUUUUAAUAAAACAAACUAGAUGAUGAAAAAAUAUAGAAUACAAAAAAGCAGCAAUUUAAUGUGCGCUAGCCGUCAAAUAAUGAAAAUAGCCUAAGUAUGAAAUAUUUAUGGGCAUGUGUUUUUCAAUAUUAUCGAAUUUGAGUUAAUAUUUUUGAAGAUGAUACACGUGUAUGAUUUUAUAGCUAUUUUCGACAGGAUUUUAUGCAUUUUUUAUUUGUUGAAUAAGAUAACACUUAUUGCCACAAGCGUUGGUCAAUAUGAUCAAUCAUCAUGGUGGAAUCGAUAUAAAAAUCUCUCAGAAGGUAUGAAUUUCUUUGCUGGUAUUCAAGCAUUAAAUGAACGUCCAACAGUAAAUGAUGAUGAGCUUUAA
Molecule: messenger RNA, 534 nt
Organism: Rotaria sp. Silwood1
Lineage: Eukaryota; Metazoa; Rotifera; Eurotatoria; Philodinida; Philodinidae
Source: the annotation of a GenBank genome assembly